AUGGAGGAAUUGCUCGUAGCCAUUCUCUCUAUGCUCCUCGUCGUCGGUCUAAUUCCAUUGUACAUAUGGAAGCGCCGCCAAGAUUCUCGAUCACCUGAUGAACAGCAAGAAGAGCCCCAGCCGAGGGAGGCCGUGGUCCGGGCCACUGGGGCUUCUCGGACUCGCAUGCGGCGGAGACCUGCUGCUGGAGCCAGUUCAUCGAGGGCUGCGGCACCAAUCGCUGAAGACAAUGUGGAUGAGAGUGACGACGAAGGUGGGGCAGAUGAGUAUUAUACUGCUAAAGCAUCAAAGAAAAAAGAGAAAAAACGUCAGGAGCGGGAAGCACAAAGACAGGCCAAUGAAGCUUCACGUGAGUCAAGAUCGACCAAACAAGACUAUUAUGCUGAAAUGCGGAGGAAGAAGGAUGAAGAACACGAGGCAAAGGAGCGCAUGCUGGAAGAAGAAGCCAAGGCUCAAAAAGCCAGGGAGGAGGAAGCGGCUGCAUUAGAGUUUGAGAAAUGGAAAGUGGCAUUUUCAGUUGAUGACGAAGGAACGAUGGAGAACGAAGGUCAAGAUGGGAAUCAAAAUCUGCUGUCCAAUUUUGUGGAGUACAUAAAGAAGCAAAAAUGUGUUCCUCUGGAAGAUCUUGCUGCAGAAUUUAAGAUGCGAACUCAGGAAUGCAUCAAUCGAAUCACCAACUUGGAAAGCAUGGGACGGCUUUCUGGUGUGAUGGAUGAUCGAGGAAAAUACAUAUACAUCUCCAUGGAAGAGAUGAAGGCGGUUGCAGACUACAUCAAGCGCGAAGGGAGGGUUAGCAUAUCACAUCUAGCUAGCAAGUCAAACCAAUUCAUUGAUCUGGAGCCAAAAGCACAGUUCGUCGAGGAAGCUAGCGAUGUCGGCGAGGCAAUACCUGCAGCUUAA
Molecule: messenger RNA, 900 nt
Organism: Linum trigynum
Lineage: Eukaryota; Viridiplantae; Streptophyta; Magnoliopsida; Malpighiales; Linaceae
Source: the annotation of a GenBank genome assembly